Trematosphaeria pertusa is the source of this 993-nucleotide messenger RNA. RefSeq names its product eukaryotic translation initiation factor-like protein 2 subunit beta. The record is from RefSeq and is a predicted model, not a curated record. Lineage: Eukaryota; Fungi; Ascomycota; Dothideomycetes; Pleosporales; Trematosphaeriaceae. Gene Ontology annotation, cellular component: eukaryotic translation initiation factor 2 complex. The transcript is spliced from 3 exons. Gene Ontology annotation, biological process: formation of translation preinitiation complex; translational initiation; formation of cytoplasmic translation initiation complex. Bases 1 to 993 code for a protein of 330 amino acids. Gene Ontology annotation, molecular function: translation initiation factor activity; mRNA binding; translation initiation factor binding.
AUGCAGGCCGAGCCCCCAACUGAGCGCAAGCCCCGGAAGAGCGUUGCCUUCGAAGACACCGCCAAGAUCGUCGACGAGGAUGGACAAGUCAUCGAGUCGAUCGAGAUGAACGGCGGCAAGAGCAGCGCCGAGUCGCACGCAGCGGGUAGGUUGGUCCCGCUGGAGGGUCAGCGAGCCUACAGAAACGUGAGGAACGCCGUGGCUAACACGCGAGAUGUAGGCGACGACAAAGACGUCGACGAGGUGACGGAUAUGUUCGCCGACCUGGCCAAGAAAAAGAAGAAGAAGAGCAAGCCUAAGGAGGGCGACGAGGGCGCCGAGGCCGACUUUGGGGCCCUCAAAAAGAAGAAGAAGUCCAAGAAGCCCAAGGCCGAGGACGAGGAUGACUUCGAGGCCCAGAUCAAGGCGGCCGCGGGAGGCGAUAAGGCCGAGGCGGAGCCUGAGGCUGGCGAAGACGUCGAGGAGGGCGAUAUGGAGAAAGGCACGGGCAUCUGGACGCACGACUCCCAGAGACCGAUCCCUUACAACAUGCUCCUCAACCGCUUCUUCACCCUGCUCCACUCGCAGCACCCUGACCUCGCAUCAUCAGGGUCGAAGAGCUACAAGAUCCCGCCGCCGCAGUGUCUCCGUGAAGGCAACAAGAAGACCAUCUUCGCCAACAUCUCCGAGAUCUGCAAGCGUAUGAAGCGGACGGACGAGCAUGUUACCCAAUUCCUGUUCGCCGAACUGGGUACUUCCGGUUCCGUUGACGGAUCCCGAAGGCUGGUCAUCAAGGGCCGCUUCCAGCAGAAGCAAAUCGAGAAUGUGUUACGCCGGUAUAUCGUCGAAUAUGUGUCCUGCAAGACGUGUCGCUCCCCCGACUCCGAACUCACCAAGGGCGAAAACCGCUUGUACUUUGUUACGUGCAACAGCUGCGGAUCUCGGCGCAGUGUCUCCGCCAUCAAGACCGGUUUCUCCGCACAGGUCGGCAAGCGGAAGAGGCAGCAGGGUUAG